Molecule: messenger RNA, 1410 nt
Organism: Cottoperca gobio
Lineage: Eukaryota; Metazoa; Chordata; Actinopteri; Perciformes; Bovichtidae
Product: transmembrane protein 47-like
Exons: 3
Coding region: 163-711 (182 amino acids)
Biological process (GO): cell-cell adhesion
Cellular component (GO): cell-cell junction; membrane
Source: RefSeq, a predicted model, not a curated record
UCCCCUCUCUCUCUCACACACACACACACACACACACACACACACACACACACUCACACACACACACACACACCGUCUGGAAGGAAUACAUCCACGCACACAUAUCGGCAUCCUCCCCGGUUUUGAACCGGUUCCCCCUCUCUUCGCCUCUCCAGCCGCGCCAUGUCGUCUGCUGUCACCGAGACGGAGGAGUCGACGCGCAGCUCCCCGCUGACGCCGCUGAAGCUGGUCGGGCUGGUGUGCGUCUUCCUGGCGCUCUGCCUGGAUGUGGGAGCCGUGAUGAGCCCGGCGUGGGUGACUGCCGACGACCAGUACUACCUGUCUCUGUGGCAAUCCUGCUGGAAGCCGACGAGCACCGAGAAAUGGCAGUGCAGCAGCACGCUGGGUUCAGACUGGCAGGUUGCUACGCUGGCCCUGUUGCUAGGGGGUGGAGCCCUGGUGCUGAUGUCAUUCCUGGUGGCUCUGGUUGCCGUGUGCAUCGGCACGAGACGGCGAUUCUACGCACCCGUCGCUUUCAUGCUCUUUGCUGCAGUUGUCCUCCAGGCUUGCAGCUUGGUCCUCUACCCCAUCAAGUUCAUCGAGAGCAUCAACCUGAGGAUCUACCACGAGUUCAACUGGGGCUACGGCCUGGCCUGGGGGGGGACCAUCUUCUCUUUCGGCGGGGGAAUACUCUACUGCCUCAACCCCAAGAACUAUGAGGAGUAUUACUAGGUCCCAUUCAAGCCGAGAACCCUACAUGCUGGGAGAGGUAUUGGAGGGACGAGUAGGUUUUGUUUUUUUUCUUUAAACGGCUCAAUUCCUAAGAACUGUAAAGAAUACUAUACACCGUAUCUGUACUGCCACAAGCUUCCGCUCUGGGGGAAAUUCAAGGGGUGAAGCAGGUGGUCGGGGGAUUUAUUUUCUUGCCUCAGUCAACGAAGUGUGAGCGCUGAGGCUGCAUAUUUGAACUUGCAGCCCGAACGGUACCAGGUUGGUCCCGGUUAGCAAUCGGGGAUUAGAAGGAGUCUUAAUAGUUUACUCCUUGGACACACCUGGGAGAAAUGACAACCCCACAGUAACAAAGGAUGGAGGUUUAUGGUAAUGAAGCCACCUCCGUUCUCUCUUCCCUGUGAACUAAGUUGCAACUCAACUUAUUGACUCUGUUACUUAGGAAACAGGAUGUCAGACUGGGAGGCUUUCCCCGCACGUUUAAGCACGAAUGCACAUGCAAAUGCACGUGUAUCUUCACCUGUCAACAUCAAAUCCUCUGGCUGGACUUCAAAAAAAUCUUUCCCCAGACUCCUGCUGCAUCAGUGCAUCAUUAACUCAGUCAGGAGGAGAGUCAGAGUCCUCUGGAGCACUUAAACUUUCACAAGGACAUGGAAGAGGAUCUGACGCUACAGUGUCGCUUUAUAACUUUUCAUAAGACAG